Racocetra persica is the source of this 142-nucleotide messenger RNA. The record is from the annotation of a GenBank genome assembly. NCBI's taxonomy places the organism in Eukaryota, Fungi, Glomeromycota, Glomeromycetes, Diversisporales, Gigasporaceae.
UUCUUUCAGUACAACUAAAAAUACAUUCAUUAAUAAAGAACAAGAAUUUAGCUCUAAGAAACCAAGAGUGAAACUUUCAUAUAACCUUAUUACUACAAAGCAUUUAGCAACUCAACUGGUUGUCUCAAAUCUAAAAGACUAG